Microsporum canis CBS 113480 is the source of this 654-nucleotide messenger RNA. RefSeq lists its product as hypothetical. Lineage: Eukaryota; Fungi; Ascomycota; Eurotiomycetes; Onygenales; Arthrodermataceae. The transcript has 4 exons. The coding region runs from base 1 to 654 and encodes 217 amino acids. The record is from RefSeq and is a predicted model, not a curated record. Gene Ontology annotation, cellular component: mitochondrion.
AUGGCUCUACAUUUACCAUGUAGAUACGCGAUGCUAAGCCGCCAGGUCAGUCGUGCUCCCUACCUUUCUUCCCUAUACCACACACUCUCUCGCAAGAUGGGCGGAUCUAUACCCAGACGCGCUCUUCGGCCGUCCACAGGCCAUGGCACAUUUCGACACAGGAUGAAGUCGCUGACACGCCUCUUCCAAGGACCCGACCCUUAUUCCUACACAGCCGGUCGAUGGCUAAACAGGGACGAACUCCAGCGUACAUCGCGUGCUUUAAACUUCGAUUUCCCUCUUCUAUGUGAGAUGGCUGUAAAGUCAUGCCGUGGAGCGUCCAAGGCUAUCGGAUAUGAGAAGAAAGAGGGAGGAUACAACCGAGUCUUUAUCUUCACCAUGGACACUGGCAGGAGAAUCGUCGCAAGGGUGCCAACACAGGUCGCUGGGCCGCCGAAGUUAACGACCAAUUCAGAGGUUGCCACCGUAGCUUAUCUGCGGCUAAAGACAGCCCUUCCAAUUCCCAAUAUACUCCUCUGGAGCGAUGAUCCGUCCAACCCAGUUGGGAUCGAGUACAUCAUCCAGGAAUAUGCCGAGGGCGUGCAGUGCAUGAACAGUGGCCCACAUGGAUACGUCAGCACAUGCUUUGUAACAAGGACUUAUCGCUUAAGUUGA